Messenger RNA from Lagopus muta (rock ptarmigan), 2022 nucleotides. Its product is annotated as telomerase protein component 1-like. Gene Ontology annotation, cellular component: telomerase holoenzyme complex. The record is from RefSeq and is a predicted model, not a curated record. The coding region runs from base 147 to 1910 and encodes 587 amino acids. Gene Ontology annotation, biological process: telomere maintenance via recombination. The transcript has 15 exons. NCBI's taxonomy places the organism in Eukaryota, Metazoa, Chordata, Aves, Galliformes, Phasianidae. Gene Ontology annotation, molecular function: ATP hydrolysis activity; telomerase activity; telomerase RNA binding.
GGAGGCUGGCCCCGCCCACUACGGGUUGGCCCCGCCCAAGGCCCCGCCCCCCUCCCGGGAAACGGCGCUGGCUCCGCCCCCCUCCGCUGCCUGUGAUUGGGCGCUGGCGCUCCGUCCGCCUCUUCGUGUCGUCCACGUUUGCCGACAUGGCGGCCGAGCGCGACGCGCUGGUGAGGGCGGCGCUGCCCAGGCUGAGGGCCAUGGCUGCCCCACACGGCGUGGGGCUGAGCGAGGUGGAUCUGCGCUGGGGGGUGGACGACCCCGACCCACGGAGGCAGGUGGAGCUGUGCCUGGAGGAGGUGACGCGCAGUGACAUCAUCGUGGGGGUCCUGGGAGAGCGCUAUGGGGCACGGGCACCAAGCCCCCCCCCACAGGGUUUCCCCCCUGGCCGCUCAGUGACAGAACUGGAGCUGCGGAUGUUCCUGCAGCGCUGGAGCUCCGCCCCCGGCCCCGCCCCCGCCCUCAUUUACAUACGAGACCCCGCCUUCCUUCAGGCGGUGCCAGAAGAGCUGCGCGGGAUCUAUGGGGCGGAGUCGGAAGAGGCGGCGGCCAAAAUGGCGGCGCUGAAGGAGGAGCUGAAGGGGAACCCAGCAGUGGGAGCCGUCAGGAGCUAUCGGUGCGGUUGGGGGUCAGGUGGCCCCACAGCUCUGGAGGAUUUUGUGGCCCAGGUGGUGGCCGACGUUUGGGACGUCCUGCAGCGGCACUUCCUGCACGGGGCGCCGCCGUCCGUUCAGGAUUCCUUCCUGGCUUCCCAGCAUGCCCUGGGCCCCGUCGCCAGAUCCCGAUUGGUGGCGGCCACGGCUGCGGCCAUCCGGAGGGGGGAAGGCAACCGACUGCUGCUGACCGGGGAACCGGGAGUGGGGAGGACUGUCUUCAUGGCAGCCCUGAUUGGUGCCCUGCAGCAAGACCCGCCCCCUUCUGCCUCCAAGCCCCUCCCCCAGUGCCUGGUAGCCUAUCACUUCGCAUCCGCCCGCCCCGACCAAUCAGACGCCAGGGUGGCCCUCGCUCAACUCUGCGCCCGAUUGGAGGAGCUGCUGGGCAAGGCAAGCCACGCCCCUUCGGAAGGAUCCACCUAUCAGGAGCUGAGGCCACGCCUCCUGGCGCUCUUGGCCACGCCCCCUCCGAAGGGGCGGCGCCUGGCGCUGCUGAUUGACGACGCCCACUUCCUGCACGUGGGCGGGACCGAGCGAUCCGAUUGGCUGCCGCCGGCCGUGCAUCCGCGCGUCUCAUUGGUGCUCAGCGCCCCGGCCACGACAAUCCCCGCCCAUUUCCCGGAAGUAGGCGGGGCUUGGACGCCCCUCCCCCUCCGCCCGCUUCCCCCCCCUGAGCGCGCCGAUCUCCUGGGGGCGGAGCUUCGCCGUUGGGGGCGGAGCUUGGAGCGGCGCUACGUGAGCGCCGUGCUGGGGAAGGGCGGGGCCAAGCUGCCGCUGUAUCAGCGCCUCCUAUUGGCCGAGCUGAGAGCCUUCGCCCGCUAUGAGGAUCUUCCGGAAGUGCUGCUCACAGCCCCGCCCACCGUCCCCCGCCCUGCUGCAGCGGAUCCUUCACCGAUUGGCUGCUCGCCACGGCCCCGCCCUCUCGCUCUCAUUGGCCGCCCUCAGCGUCGCCCCUUACGGAUUGGAGGAGGCGCAGCUGCUGCAGCUGCUGGGGGCGGAGCCUCGGCUGAGGGGCGGAGCCAAAACCACGUGGGAGGAAACCCUGCGGGCCCUGCGCCGAGCCAAGAUGGCCGCCGAGAUGUGGGGGCUGCUGAGGGACCUGCGAUGGCUGCUGGAAGCAUGCGGUGCCCCAUUGGACACUCCUGGAUCCCGCCUCUACCUCGCUGGCUCCCGAUUGGUCGAAGCCGUCCAGACCUUCUUGAGGGCGGGGCCAAAGAAACGCCCCACCGCUGGCCACGCCCCUUCCGGCAGACGUGACGUCAUGGCGACGGCAAGAAUGCUAUUGGCUGGCCUGACUCUGCUCGCCGCCGACCCAUUGGCUGACGGCAGCUUCCUGGGGGCGGAGCUUGAACACCUGGCUUUGCUACCG